Anolis sagrei ordinatus is the source of this 2580-nucleotide messenger RNA. RefSeq names its product FA complementation group C (gene FANCC). Gene Ontology annotation, biological process: interstrand cross-link repair; nucleotide-excision repair; cellular response to oxidative stress. Gene Ontology annotation, cellular component: Fanconi anaemia nuclear complex. The record is from RefSeq and is a predicted model, not a curated record. NCBI's taxonomy places the organism in Eukaryota, Metazoa, Chordata, Lepidosauria, Squamata, Anolidae.
CUCCCACUUACUUCCAAGCGCCUAUAUGAGGGAAUCCGCCUGAAGUUUGAAAAGCUGGGCGGGAGGACGGCGAAGGUGACAGGAUGGCUGAAGAUGCUGGGCUCACUAAAUUAAGCUUUGAGUUUUGGCUGCACAAGACUCUUAAGUGGGGUCAGAGCACCACUUUGGAAUCUCAGCAAGAUGUCUGCCUUCACUUGCCUGAAUUGCAGGAAUUUCUAUUGCAGAUUUAUGGAGCUUUGAAACAUAUGAACUGUAAGACUGCAGUCCAACAGUUUCCAUUGAUUGGCCAGUUAUUGGGAAGACUUUGUUGGAAUCCCCUUGUCGUUGGCUAUGAUGAAUGCCAGAAGAUUCUAAUGUGGUGCUUAUGUUGUCUGUACAGUGGUGAACCACAGAGCCCAGUGGAAUUGAAGGCCAACAGCUGGAUACAAAGCUCAUUGUGCCAUUUGUUGUCAGUUUCUGGACUGGGAAGUCAUAACACGGAUUUAAACAGCUUUAUUUCUACUCUUGGAUACACUUCUGCAGAUUACAAUUCGAAACUCCUUGAAAAUGUAGUCAUAUUUUUGGUGACAGAACUCAGAAACCAAUGUAAUCAAUUCAACAGUCAACAAAGUAUUUCUUCUCGAAUAACAUCCAUGUCCCUCCUCUGCAUGCCUCUCAUCACUUUGCCUGAUGUCAUACCAUUGGUUGAAGCCCUUCUUAGUUACCAUGAUAGUGGAUCACAAGAAGUCCUCCAUUCUACAUUUUUAGAAGCUGUGAAUGAGGCCUUGUUACAAAAAAAGAUUUCAUUAUCAGAAUCUGCUGUAGAGCAGUUAUGGCUUCGCCAUCUUCCUAGUCUGGAAAAAGCAGUGCUCCAGACUCUUGGAAAUUUAAUCUCUAGUCAGCCAUGUUCAAUGCAAGAAAUGGCAUGUCUGAUAAAAGAUUCCUUACUGGAUCGUGCUAUAUGUCAUCCAGCUAUCUUCAGAACAGCUGAUGAAAUUUUGAAGAAUGCACUGCUGGAAACUGAUGGAGCACCAGAAGUAAUGACUGUAAUGCAGGUGUUUACACAGUGCUUUGUUCAGGCUUACCAUGAGAAUAACAAGCAGCAUAAGUUUCCGUUGAAGGCCUACUUUCCUCAAAAUCCGCGUUCACUUGUGAUGGCUCUUUUUAAAGAUCCAACAGACAUAUCAGCUAAAGGCUUGCAUCAGCAUUUGAACCACAUUGCUGAAAUACUCAAAACAACAGUAGAAGCUAAGGGCGCCAGGUCUUGUGGCAACCUCUUUCAGAACUGGUUUUUGUUCGUACAUUUUGGAGAAUGGGUCGAUAUCGCAGCAGAGCAGUUGGUGGUGUCACAAUGUGAAUCCUCAGGUGCUUUGCUGUGGCUUUUGGUAUUUUACUAUGAACCAAGUGAUGAGAAUCAGCGGAGGACUCAAACAAUGAGAGAAGCAAAGUCUGCUUGCGAUCACCUGACAACCCUCUCAAGAGCUUCAACCAUUUCAGUCCCAGAACUGCAGGCUGUAGUUAGUAGCCAAACAGAUGCAAGACGUCCUGGUACCAAACACCUGGUCAGGCAUCUGAUUGUCAGCUUUCUGCUCUUUACCCCUGGUGGACACACGAUAGCCAGAGAAUUCAUUGAUGGUUUUGCGGUUGGAAGCAGUGAAAUCCUGGAAGUUAUUGGCCUUCUUACCUGUGUUUCAAAUAGAGUGAGCCAGGAUGGAGUGAAAUAUCAGAGAACUAUCAAGCUGGCAAAUGAUCUUAUCCAGAGACUAAAAAGUGGACGUACAUUUUUACAGUAAUGUUUAAUUUGGCCCAGUCAUCAGACUCAUGAAUAGAAGAAAGAGAGACAGCAGUAAGUCUUUUUUCAUGAUCAUUUUCUUCCUCCAAAUUUGAAAGAGAUCUGUGUUCAAUAUUUGUGGGAAAUGUUAAAUCAAUUAUAAACAAGGUUGUAAAUGUUAUUAAUGAUUGCAUAUAAUGGCUGCAAUCCAGCAUUGCCUAAGUGUAUUGUAAAUAUCUGCAUGUGGACCUGCAUUAUCCUACGCCACAUAACUUCUCCUCCAGAUUUACUGAAAAACCUUUAAUGACACCCUGCCAGCCAUUUCAUGGUUUCUGGUGAGCAGGAAGGAUUGAAGAAGGAUCUGGCUAUGCCAUCAUAGCCACCUGCAAAAUGAUCACAGUGUUACUGAGACCCUUGGAGACUUGCAUCAGAGUUUUGCAUCUGGAUAAAGGGCCAUAGCCAGAUGCGUCUUUGAUUCUGCCGGCUCACCACGAAGCACAAAAUGGUCGUGCAGGGAGGCUUCAGAGAUGUUUGAGUAAGGUUGGGGGCUUUGGGCACUGGGGAAAGAGGGAGGGAAUACCAACUUCCAAAGCGCUCAAAAAGUACAUCCACUUGUGUAUAGCAAUUUACAUGUGCAUAUGUCCCGAACAGAAUGCCACGGAUCACUGACUGCUAUUUUUCAAGUCACACACAGAGUAGGAUGUGCUUAUAGUCACAAAGUACGUUUGCUUCACGCAAUUCAAGAUGCACAAAUUGUAAUUGUAUUGAAGUAUUUUCCUUUUGUAUCUUAAAUGCUAAUAAAUCUGAGGUGCCCUUAGGGUUUAUUGGAA